AUUGUGCGGCAGGUCUCGUGGUACCGGCCGAGCCAGCUGACGGCUGCGGCAACAUCACGCGGCCGCCGCUCGAGGACAACUUCACCGGCCGGUGGAUCGCGCUCAUAGCGAGAUAUGGCUGCAACUUCGAGACCAAGGUGCGGAAUGCGCAAGCGGCGGGCUACGAUUGCGCCAUCGUGCACAACGUCAACUCCAGCGACAUCGAGACGAUGUCGGCGAAGGACCCCACGGGUAUAACGAUACCGUCUGUUUUCGUCAGCGACGCCGCGGGCUACAUGCUCAUGGACUUGUACAACUAUACCAGCGGUUACUACGUGAUGGUGAACGACGACGUUCCGUUCAACAUAAACACUCACCUGCUGCUCCCGUUCGCGGUGGUCGUUGUAUUGUGUCUUGUCAUCAUUCUCAUCAGUAUGAUAGUUAAAUGCGUGCGCGAGCGCCGUCGCUUGCGGCGGCAGCGGCUCCCCAACAAGUUCCUCAACAAGAUACCCACGUGCAAGUUCAGCAAAUCGGAUCCCUACGACACGUGCGCCAUCUGUCUCGACGACUACCAGGAGGGAGACAGGCUGAGGGUGCUGCCUUGUGCUCAUGCGUACCACGCGAAAUGCGUGGACCCGUGGCUGACGCAGAACCGGCGCGUUUGUCCCGUGUGCAAGCGCCGCGUCUACGUGGGCAAGGAGAGGAGGACUGCGGACAGCGACUCCUCCGCCGACGACACCUCCCCCCUGAUGGACGACGACAGGGAGUCCACCAACACCCAGAGCGGCACGUUCGCGGAGCAGCGCGAGAACCCUUUCGUGCGCGCCACGCGGCUCAUGCGGCGGCUGCGGCGGCGGCUGCGCAGGGAGCAGGCGUCGCAGGAAGGCCAAGAGCCCACACAGGAAGCGGAAGUGCAACCCGACGAGAUGCAACAAGAGCAGGCGCACUCCGACACGGAGGCGCUGCUGCCGCGCGCGGCGCUCGUGGCGGAGCGCCCGCGGCGGCAGCGCAGGCGCUCGCGCUCCGCCCGCACUCGGCCCGUGGUAGUGCCGCCGCCGUUGAGGGAGGGACAUUCUAUCAACACAGAAGGCGGAGAGGGGGAAAUUGGAGUGGCCGCGCUGCCCGCCCCUCCCCUGGCGUCCAGCACGCCCCACCACCUGAACUUAUGAGCUCACACACACGCGUCCAUCUCCCUAGUGUACUCGUAGCGAUUCAAAGGCAAUGGUGCCCGCGUCACGUAAACAAAUUGACAGAUUUCAGACUUCAGAUCGGAUAAAUUGUUUAUAGUGACCAUUGACUGUAAUUUCAAGAUGUUGUGACUCUAAGUUAUCUCUCGUUAAUAAAAAUGCCAUUUUUAUAUAAUGAAAACUGAUGUGUUGGUUUUGACAACGCCAAACAUACGCCGUUCGUUGAUAACGAAAACAAAUAAACAAGGAAUUUGCGCACGUCCUGAUAUUUCUCAUUCCGUACUUGUGCGCGUGAUUCGACAUUUCAUACUGUGCCUUCAGUACCAUCUAUCUGCCAUAUUAGUAAACUUUAUUCACGCUUAUCAAUUGUAUAGUUCGUAGUUUCGUAUGGCGUUGAUAGAUGUCGCCACAUCAAUUUUUGUAAGCGAGAGAGCUAAACCGAUAAUAACUUCUUUGAAAUGGUGAAGAGUUAUAGCAACGUCUAACAAUAUUUUAUACUCUUUGAUUGUAUUAGUCUGUUGUAGAGGUUCAUUAAUAAAGAAUAUGUCGAGAGGAAGAGUUGAUAUCGUGAAUAGUACACGUAACUUCACGACAAAAUGUAAAGAAAAAAAAACAACUAUAUCACACCAGUAUUGGUGGAGUAUUUCUUUAAGAAAGAGAUAAACAUCAUAGUUAUCAAAACAUGGUAAAACUUUACUGCUGUGUAAAGAAGCUGGUGAGAAUUUGUUGCAUAUAUAAAGAAUUAUUAGAUUUAUUUUAUUACUUAAUAACACGCAUACAAUAUAACGAAAUACAUUAUAUAGAAAUUAAAAAAAUAUAUAUUUUGGGCAAUGUGAAAAUGUGUUAAACAACCAAAUGUUAUGCCCAAAAUAAGUUGUAUACUUUAGAAUAGUUAUUAUCAUCAUAAUUAAAUUAUGUUGCUCAUUUUUUUUAACAUUAAUACGUCUCGAAAUUGUUUAUUUUUUCUUUUUUAAUUUAAAAUCUAACUCAAAUCCAGAAGUUUAUUUACAUUGUUUUGUUUCAACCAAUUCGUUUAAUUUGUAACUUUAUUUUUUAUCUAUGUAUUGACAGUUAAUAAAAUUACUUCAAAAGUAGUAAUGAUGUCAAGGGUUUAAAUUUAUUUAUAUCGUGAUUCGUGAAAAACAACCAUGAUUUCUAUAUAAAAUGUGUAUACCAAAUUAUAACUUCAUGCUCUCCUGCCAUUAAAUAUGAUUAUACCGGGCUUGUUAUCGUCAGAUUCAUAUACAGAUGCCAUUUAAAGAACUGAAAAUUACUAUUUAUACAAUCACUCUUUAGAAGACUUCUUGCUUCAUUGCAAUUCGUAAGAUUUUUAUGUUUGACGACUUUAUUCCCAGUAUAGUCGUAUUUCGUGGGUUUAUCAUUAGUUCUAAUAAAUUGUAUAUAUUUUAUAUGUAUGAUUGUAACAUUACGCGGUUUGUUAAGAUUUGGAUAAUUGGAUUAUAAGGCCAUUAAUUAGAAAUUAUUUACGUUUUUUAGUAUGUGAGAAAAUUAUAGUGUAAUAAUAAUGCAUUACUAUAUAAAUUGAUAAUGUGUAAAUAAUACUAAGUGAUAUACAAAACAGCGUAUAAGACCCACAGAUAUUUUGAAUUAAAAGAUUAUUUUCCAGUAAAACUAAGUAGGAUAUUUUUAACCAAUGGAUAAAGCAGAUUUGAUACAGAGAAAAAUGUUUAAAUCGACUGCAAAAUUCUCUGAGUUCAAGCCGGUUAAAAAUAAAUGUGCUAAUAGUGUGUCGGCACGCAAGACCUGAUUUCUGUUCCGAAAAUUCUAGUAAAAAUUAGUGUUGCCGUCAAUAAGUGAUACCUUGUAUCCAAUUAUGAAAAUAAAUCUAUUAUAUUCUAGUGGGCCACCUGAAUACGUCCCUAGUCUUAUGUUUACUAUUCUAACAAGUCUACUGUUAAAAACUCUGAAGAAAUUAUCAUAUUGUUUUAUUCAAAUCUGAUUUCAGUCUAGUACCAGUUCUGAAUCGUUUAUAACCAAACCAAUUGUAAAAAAAAUUAAGGCUUUUUUUUUAUUUUAACCAUUGUGAUAUGUUAUUCUAUACUUUCAAGUCUAUGUGCUAUUGAUAAGGUAUUGAUAAGUUUUAUUUAAAAACCUUUGGCUCUGAAUAAACGCGUGUUGUAGCAAAAUUCUUUCGAGAUGUGCGAAAAUACCUUUGUUAAAUGUGCCGAAAUUAUUAUAUUUGUGCCUUCAGCCAAAGUAAAAGUUGAAGAUGGAUUCAAAUGAGUUAUAAAUAGAGCCGUCAUAAAGCUUAUAUUUUUUAAAUAACUUUUAAACGGGUAGAAUUAUAAAGUUUCGACGCAUUCAUAAGUUCUUAAAAGGUUACAUAUUGCUGAAGACACGUUCCCCGGGACGACACUGCUGCCUAAAAAGGCGGCAAGGUAACAAAUCCAAAGAAAUAAUAAAAACCUAUGACACGAUA
Molecule: messenger RNA, 3606 nt
Organism: Amyelois transitella
Lineage: Eukaryota; Metazoa; Arthropoda; Insecta; Lepidoptera; Pyralidae
Product: E3 ubiquitin-protein ligase Godzilla-like
Exons: 9
Coding region: 210-1148 (312 amino acids)
Cellular component (GO): cytoplasm; nucleoplasm
Source: RefSeq, a predicted model, not a curated record